Messenger RNA from Colletotrichum gloeosporioides, 2355 nucleotides. RefSeq lists its product as uncharacterized. Gene Ontology annotation, biological process: DNA-templated transcription; regulation of DNA-templated transcription. Gene Ontology annotation, molecular function: DNA binding; DNA-binding transcription factor activity, RNA polymerase II-specific; zinc ion binding. The transcript has 6 exons. Bases 1 to 2355 code for a protein of 784 amino acids. NCBI's taxonomy places the organism in Eukaryota, Fungi, Ascomycota, Sordariomycetes, Glomerellales, Glomerellaceae. Gene Ontology annotation, cellular component: nucleus. The record is from RefSeq and is a predicted model, not a curated record.
AUGUCGACCGCCAACAGAGACUCCGAGAGCCCGCAGAACAGCCCGGCACCCAAGACAGCGAGAGGAGUCAUGAACUGCAGGCCGUGUCAGAUCCGCAAGAUCAAGUGUGACAGAGCACUACCUGCCUGCGGAGUCUGCCACCUCUACCAGCGGUCUUGCUUCUACGAGGGAGUACCUAAGAAGCGAGGACCAAAGAAGGAGUCGUUGAGUGCACUCAUCAAGAGGAUCGAUGGUCUCGAGGAGCUUCUCAAGUCAGACAAGACGCCAACACCACCAGGAACCGACAUCAUCAACACAGACUUUGCUGAGCCGCAUGUCUUUGGAGGCGGCAUUUCUGAGCCUUGCGGAUCUGCAUCAUCAGAUAUCAGCCCGUUCAGUAAUUUUAGAGGGAACAAUUUUGAGGCCAGUUCAGAUGUUUCGGCAACUAUCAAUGCUGAUGGUCUUGUGGAUGUCUACUUCACAAAAUUUCAUCGCAAUCCUUACGACAUCCUGGAUGAGUUCACGACGAGGCAAAGGUUAAAAGCAAAUCAACUACCUAGAUCAGUCCUGUAUGCAAUUUGCGCUGUAGCCACGGGGUUCUCCGAACGACCUGGGAAAGGGCCAAGCAGUCAUGUCUCUGGGGAGACGUAUGCGGCAUGGGCACAAAGGGAGAUUGACCCUUGUGACGUAUCACUUGACUCCUGCCAGGCCUUGUUGCUUCUAGUAGCAGCCUUUGCAGCUAUGGGGGAUGGCAAGAGAGCCUAUGUUGUUCUAUCACAAGCAGUCGGCAUGGCAAUGACGCUCGAGCUAUACUCUCAGCCUAGCGACGGUGUCCAUGAUGACACUACCAAACGGGUCUUUUGGACAUGUUACAUCAUGAACACAUUUGUUUCCACGUGGCUGGAGCGCCCAUCUUUAAUGGAUGAUUCCUUGAUCAAGGCCGACAUUCAAUCGUCAAGGCAACCUAGCCACAACGGUUGGGGAACAAGCAACGAUUUCGUCACAAUCCCCAACAACGACUUUCGAAGGUUUUCUGCCAGCCCGAAGGAGCCAAUUGACGAAAUUCAAAAGCUCGUCUGGAUGGCUCAAAUCUUGUCGGAAGCGAACAGGUAUCUACUUUUGAGCGACACUUCAUCGCAAGCAGCAUACUGCCAGAGGCACAAGAUCCUCCACGACCUGGACGUCUGGGCCUCCAGCAUCGAAUCGAGUGCGGAUUUACCGACCGAGUCUCAGGGAGGACCUGGAACGAAUCUCCCGUUUAUUUCCCGCCUCGUUGUUCACCUCAUCCAGUGCCUUAUUCAUAGGCCCAUUCUACCGCUACGCUUGAACGAGCCCUCGAGUGUGAAGAUGAUACAACACUGGGUAGUUGAAGCUACUGAGACUGCCUUUCGUCAUGCAACAGCGAUUCUCGAGCUUGUUGGCCAGGCCAGAGAGACAAGCAACAUGCCAUUACCACCAUUUGUUGGUUUCUGCAUCUUCACUGCCGCAACAGUGCUCAAUUACGGAAUUCAUUAUGCGUCGGAACAGAUUCCAGAAGCUUUGGCCGUCAAUGUGGCCCCUUUUGCCGGUUCGCCAAUCCCAGCAAGCUUCUUCGCUUCAUCACGAGAUCUGUACAGUCGCUCAUUAGAUGAGCUUUCUAUCCUCAGCGACACAUUUACAUCAGCACGGCUUUACUUGCUCAGACUGGAAGAGCUAAAGUCGGAGCAUGUUGCCCUAUUGAAUGGAAAAGUAGCCGGCUACGUUCCCAAUUUCUCGAAUCGAUUCUUCCAGAGAUAUUCGCCGGCAUUUUUACGAAGAGUCCAGGGGUUCCAGACAGGAGACUCUACUGCGAUUCACUCAAAGAUGAGCCUGUCUCAAUCACCGUCUUCUACCACCCAUGAAGAAAGGUUUCCGAGGGAGCCAAACCCAUCAGUGGCCUGGAAUGCACCACAACCCACCCACACCAGUAGGCCGUCGUUCACGGUACCGCGUACCAACAAUAUUGGGAUUCCAAACAGCCACAACCCUGGGCACCAUAGGUCUUUCUCGGAUAGCUUGUCCAUGAGCCAGUCCUAUUCGUUUGAUUCAAACGGCUCAUUGUCUCACAAACAAUUACCACUGUGGUCGGGCUUUCAAGACGCCACCCCGAGACGAGGAGACCCACGCAGCCCAACAAUCUUGGGACCCUCAGAACAAUUGACAUCUCCAAUUUGCCAACCAGAAGGUGUUGGAGGAGGUGGCUCAGACCACUGGGGAAACAUGAAGAGCUUUCCAGGGGGCGAACAGAUUCCAUACCAGGUUCUUGGCGGAUCUGUUGCAGCGGCCGGUCCAGCCUAUCAGCCCCAGGAAGCGCUCGGAAGUUCGUUUGUGCCAUUCCAAAAUUUCUCUGUACCAUAG